ACGCCAUCACCUGUCUCAAUAUACCGCCUUGUUCGCGCCGCUUUGGGCUCAAUGUACUCCGACGUGCCCGACCUGUGAGUAGGAGCUCCAGAUGAAGUGUUAUGAAGGAUUAUAAGGGCCGAUGCUCUCACGGACGACGGGUACAGAUCUUUGGCUAAAGGGCGCCGUCGCACGGGGCCAGGGCACCUCCUUCUCGGCCUCCUACCCAAAGGCUCCCAUCAAAUCCAAUCAGAGGCGCAAGCAAGCAUGUCCACCUGCGACGAAGAGCUCUUUCCUCACCCCUGCAUCGACUGGUACCGCGCUCGUGAUUUGCUCAAGCCCGAUGACCCGAGGAUACGUGCGCUGUUCAGUCCGCUGUUUAGUGCCCCGCCAUGGGAGCCCAGGCAGUCGAGUCCGCCGUGUGUGGCGAGGGCGCCGCGAGCAGUCGCGGAAUUGAAGAUGUAUGCGCUCUCCGCUGCCUGGAGAGAGAGGCCAGAGUGGUGGCGGAAAGUCAAGGAUCCGGUCAUUCGAGAGCAGUGGCUCAAGGAGGCGAAGGCGGAACAAGAGAACGAGAUUCCACGAUGGCGUCUGACUGACAGGAUGAUCAACCAUACCCUCAUCGAACUAGAGGCCUACGCUAAGCUUCGGGACGAGAAUACCGGCAUCGAGUGCGGUCCCUACGAUUGCAUAUGGCAAUCGGACAAGCUCGUCACAGAUGAUUUACGCCUCAGUCUACGAGACGCCAUCAAACCCUUGGAGGACGAGCAAGCAAAUUGUCCGGCUCAGUCCAACGCGCAAGCCCUCGACCUUAUUGACCCGAAUCUAUACCCGCUUGUCUACGGGCAGACCUACGGCAAGCAACCUGACGGCUUCCUCGGCACCUUCGAUCCCCCAAGUCUCGACAAACACGACAUCCUCCCGGAAUUCAACCCCCAACGAUCCCAGUGGAUACCUUCGGACUUCCGUGUUAAAGAGGACGGCCGCGUGUCGCUGAUUUCGCCCUAUGUGAACGGCGUACCACCAGCGUACCACGACGCCCUCGUACCCGUCCUGGAGCAGAUUGUGGCACGCGCCGUUCCGCUGUGGGAGCGCGUGUUGCACGGGGUGCUUGCAGAGAUGCCUGUUCGGUUAGGCCCUGUGGUGAAAGACGAAGGGGGAGGGGAGGGAUUCGAGUGCAUUUGGGAGGAUGAUCUGCAUAUGCCGAAAGAGAGAACUCGUGGAACUCGCGAUGACGACCUCUCGCGUCGGCCUUUGAGGCUUCCUGACUGCAGACCCGAGUACGACGGGCGCCUCGCCGCCUGCGCGGGAGGGCGCUACAACCUCAGUGGACGAACACUGCAAACAAUUACCAAAAUCACCAACAUCAACCUGACGCCAGAAGACCCAAUAUAUACCGGCGAAUACUGGCACUUCGACGGCCUCUGGAACGAGGGGAUUGUAUCGACAUUCGUGUAUUAUCACGACCUGGUGAACGUCCGCGAAGCCCGAAUUUCGUUCAGAGAAGGGACCGCGGAGCCAGCCUAUCACAGCAAAGAUGACCAUCUCAGCAUGGAGACGCUGUACGGGAUCGAGGACGGCGAGCCAUGCGUGCAGGGGGUCGGCAGUAUCGCCUUGAAAUCUGGCUGCUGCAUCGCAUAUCCGAAUUUCUAUCAGCACAAGAUGUCGCCUCUCAAGCUUGAAGACCAGACGAAACCCGGCACCUGCAAAAUGCUCACCCUCUUCCUCGUCGACCCUAACCGCCGGAUACCCUCUGGGACCGAAGUGCCCCCGCAGCAAGCGGACGCAGUGCGCGAGGCCCUGCUCAAAGCCGGAAGCGACAGCCUCUUCUCGAAGCUGCCGCCCGAGCUCAUCGAUACGAUCGUGGCUCACGUCGAUGGACUUGUGAGCGAGGAAGAGGCGUUUAAGCUACGGCAAGAGAUGGUGGAUGAGCGCGCUGCGAGGGCCCAGUCUGCGGCGGGCCGCGACCUCUUCACUCAUGUCUUCCAUAUGUGUUGACGGGAGCUUGGGUGCGGUAAUUAGGCGCCCUCUGGACUUAGUGCACGCUAAGGAAAGCCUAUGGACGACUAUCAAGUUGCUCUUUGGCUGGCCUGUAUAGAUGUAGGUGAAGUCAAGACGAGUCGAUCUCGCCCAGGGCCUAUAGCAAUCAGCUCGCACCGAAGUUGCCAUAAUUUCAUCACCUCAUUCCCCCUCCUUGUACUUGCCAUCGCGUAAUUCGAGGCUUGAUCCUUCCAUGAGACAAGGGGACGUGCGUCCGUCCUUCUUUCUAGCUCCCUGUAGCCUAGAUACCCCUCCUUGUACCACUAGCGAUGCGCCCGUACCAGCUUGCUCGUGGGAGAAGUUCCGUUGUGAAAGCAACCCAUUGUAUGCGCAUUGUCCUUGGC
Molecule: messenger RNA, 2360 nt
Organism: Schizophyllum commune H4-8
Lineage: Eukaryota; Fungi; Basidiomycota; Agaricomycetes; Agaricales; Schizophyllaceae
Exons: 7
Coding region: 247-1974 (575 amino acids)
Source: RefSeq, a predicted model, not a curated record